Macaca mulatta (Rhesus monkey) is the source of this 1108-nucleotide messenger RNA. The record is from RefSeq and is a predicted model, not a curated record. Lineage: Eukaryota; Metazoa; Chordata; Mammalia; Primates; Cercopithecidae.
GACUGAUCCCACUAAAAGCACCUCUGGCCCCUCCUGGCUCUCAGCCUGGGUGGUGCCUACCUCUCACAGAGGUCUGGCCACCUGGCGCUCUACCUGGGGAGCUCUCUGCUGUUGACUGGGAGAAUACCCAGGUGGAGAUGCGACCCAGCCCUCCACGUCCCACCUGCCUUCUCCCCCUUCCCAGGAACCUUCAGGACAGGGUCACCCAAGUCCAGAGCCUGGGAGCCCCUGGCCACUUCCCCAGCCAGCACUGGGAUCUCCAGCCUCCACCACGUCUGGAGAUCCCACGUCCCCUGACAGGGGACCAUGGAAGGGAUUCCCAUCUGAACAACAAAACCGCGGAGCAGAGAAUCCACAUUUCUCAGAUCCAUCAGAGAAUUGCCGUCAUACAGCACAUGCUGCCCCCAAACCAGAGAGACAGGCAGGUGGACACUGAGAACCACAGCUCACUGGAGCAGAGGCUGCUGCUGGAGCCCCAUGGGAAGGAACAUGGAAAGGGGAAUGAACUGGGGAUAGAGGGAAACUCAUUUUCAUCCAGCUCAGUGGAAUCCUCUACUGAAGUCCUGAGAAGCACACACUCAACUGUGAGGAAGACAGCUGCUGGGGGUCAGCUAGGCCCAUCUCUUCUCCAAGAACUGACCCCCUCACAGGGAUUGCCCUGCCUUUUGCCCCAAGGAAGCAGAGCAUUGAUUUUGGGAUGUAAGACCAGCACCCAAAGCUGCCAGCCAGGGCUGAGUGGGCACCUAGGGAGUAGGGUGGGGACAGAGUGGACAGAACAGAGACACUGACUGCAGUGUGAGAGGCCAGUAGAGAUCCAAAGAGAUCAGAGACAGGGAGGAAGAGAGACACUCAGAGAGGGACCCAGGAGGGAGAGGAACACUCAGGGACACAGAAGGGACAAGGAGGGAGAGGGACUUACAGAUGGACACAGGAGGGACAGGGAGGGAGGGAGAUACAGAGAUGGACACAGGAAGGACAGGGAAGGAGAGGGACAUGGGAGGGACAGGGAGGGAGAGGGACACUCAAAGAUGAACACGGGAGAGUCAGGUAGGGAGAGGGACACUCAGAGAUGGACAUGGGGGAAAAGGAGGGAGAGGGACUUGGGGAC